CCCUGCACCUCGUCUCUCAGUCAGUCCUCAACAUGCGCAGGUGCGACUGACUUCAGGGAGGGAAUUUACAUCCUUCUGCUCCUACGUCCGGCUGCUGAGAGCCUCCUCCUCAAGACCUGCCUGUCUCCAUCCCAGAGUGAAGAGAAACAUGGCCUUCCACGGCUCGGGACACAAGAGAAAGCAACUGUACCAGCAGCCAUUGUUGGCACUCCCCCCCAUGCACGCAGCUCUUCUCUGCCUCCUGCUCAGCCCAGCGCUCGGCCAACUGGACCUGAAUCGACUGGACGGGGACAGCGUCUGCCCGCCAAUCCGAAGCGGAGAUGACGACCUUCCAGGAUUUGAUCUGAUCACCCAGUUCCAGCUGGACGUUAUUCCCCUGAAAGGUGUGAGGAAGGUGGAUGGCUCCACCCCCCUCCAGGUGGCCUAUCGCCUCGACAGGGAGGCCAACUUCCAAAUUCCAACCGUGCUGAACUUCCCCCGCGGUUUCCCGGACGAGUACUCCUUCAUGGCCACUUUCCGCAUGAUCAAGAACACUGUGAAUAAGGUGUGGAACGUCUGGCAAAUAGUGGACGAGAAUGGAAACAAGCAGGCUGGACUGAGGCUGAACGGGGACCAGCAGGCCCUGGAGUACUUCAUGAUGGGCGCAGACGGAAACCUGCAGACCGUCACUUUCCCAGGCCUCUCCGUUCUCUUCAACACCAAGUGGCACAAGGUGAUGAUCGGCGUGGAGCGCAGCCAGGUCACGCUGUACGUGGACUGCCAGCCUGUGGACCAGAAAUCCAUCAAAGGCAAAGGUCCCAUCAAUACGGAGGGGGACACGCUGAUAGGACGGCUGGAUUCGGAUCCGGAUGCCUCGGUGGUGUUUGAACUUCAGUGGAUGUUGAUUCACUGCGACCCAAAGAGAGCCCAGAGAGAGAGCUGCAACGAGCUGCCCGCCACCGAGAUGUUUGCCAAUGCUGAGCCAGACAAGUCAGUCCCAGGUCCCCCAGGAAGCCCGGGUCCAGAAGGCCCGAGGGGGUCCCCAGGAGAAAACGGCAGGGACGGAAGAGAUGGUCUUCCCGGCUCUCCUGGUAGUCCCGGGGCUCCGGGCAGCAAAGGGGAGAAGGGAGAGAUCGGUCUUCCGGGACAGAGAGGCCUUCCUGGUCUGCCAGGACCUGUAGGUUCUCCUGGACCCAUGGGUCCCAGAGGACCAGUAGGAGAGAGAGGACUUCCUGGUUUUCCUGGCCCUUCUGGUCCUCCUGGGCCAACAAGCGAGGGACCUCCGGGCCCCCCCGGUAAGCCAGGAACCCCAGGAGACGAAGGAAACAUUGGACCGGAGGGUGCACCUGGACCUAGAGGGACUCCUGGCAUUGCAGGGCCUCCUGGCCCCCCUGGGCCUCCAGGGCCCGUGGGACCUCCUGGUGUCAACGUUGAGGGAAGUGGGGAAGCUUGUCCUGCUUCCUGUCCUGCCGGACCUCAGGGUUUACCUGGACUGCCAGGGAUGAAGGGACACAAAGGUUUAGCUGGUGAUCCUGGGAAAGAUGGAGAACCAGGAGAGAAGGGCGAUGCUGGAGAACCAGGUCUUCAGGGGGCACCGGGCCGCAUGGGAGAUGAUGGACAAAGAGGACCUAUUGGGUUCCCUGGAACUCCUGGAGAGAAAGGAGACAGAGGUCCUCCUGGGUACAACGGCAUCCCUGGACCCACAGGCCCACCUGGGGCUCCUGGACUGGAGGGAAUUCGAGGGCGCCAAGGAUUGCCAGGUCCCAAAGGAGAUGAUGGAGCUGUAGGAGCUAAUGGAGAGCCAGGCGCUUCAGGAGAAAAAGGAGAAGUGGGGGAGCCUGGAAAAGACGGCUUGGAUGGACUUCCUGGAGCCAUUGGUCCCAAGGGGGAGCCUGGUGUAGCCGGAGCUGUUGGUAUCAGAGGGAUUGUGGGUAUUCCAGGACUCCCAGGGAAGCAGGGAGUAGCAGGGCCACCUGGUGAAAAGGGGGAGCCUGGCUCUGAAGGACCAGUUGGACCUGUCGGAUUACCUGGAAAACCGGGUGAACCUGGAGAAGAUGGAGAGGAUGGACAACCUGGAGAAAAAGGAGCACCUGGUGAGACAGGAAAACAGGGGCCAGUGGGACCAGCUGGUCCACCUGGAAUCCAGGGGGACAAAGGAGACAAAGGUGACAAAGGAGAAAAAGGAUUGAAGGGUCAUACUGGACACAAAGGUGACCAGGGGCCCAUUGGACCAGAGGGACCAAAAGGAAGUCUGGGAGACACAGGUCUGCCAGGAGACCCUGGAGUCAAAGGAGAUCAGGGCCCUCCAGGUGUGCCUGGAGUCAAAGGAGAGCGUGGAGAAAAAGGCCUGAGAGGAGCCACAGGAGCUGAGGGCAGACCAGGCCAGCCGGGACAUCAGGGUCUGGCAGGUUCUGCUGGAGCUCGAGGCAUGGAAGGAGAACCAGGCCUUCCUGGAGCACCAGGGCCAAGAGGUUUGCCUGGCCCGAAAGUGAACGACGAGAAGCUGCGUGAAAUGUGCUCAGCAGUUGUUGAAGAACAACUCAAAGAGUUCAUGGAGGAACUGUUAAAGAGGCCGGCAGCCAUUGGUGCUCCUGGUACCCCUGGACUGGUCGGGCCUCCUGGACCCCCUGGACCAGCUGGAGAAGCAGGAGCAGCUGGGGUCCCAGGUCCAACGGGUCCUCAAGGUCCUCCGGGCUUCUUUGGGCUUCCAGGUUUACCAGGGAAGAAAGGGGAUCCUGGAGAAAAGGGAGACAAAGGAAACAAGGGAGAGGAUGGAGUAGGAAUAAAAGGAAGCUCAGGUGCACCAGGCUCUCCUGGUGUUCCUGGUGUUCCUGGCUUUGGGAAAGAUGGCAAAAAUGGAGAACCUGGGCAGGCGGGAAGUCCCGGGCUCCCGGGACCUGCAGGUCCAAGAGGACCAUCUGGCCCACCAGGCCUUUGUGACCCAUCCACGUGUUUAAGCAGACUUCAACCCCUCUACAUGGUCAGUGGGAAGAAGUCUUCUUCCUACAAAAACCCCUGAGAGGCCACGGCUCAGCGACACUCUCCAGAUCUCAGCAUGACCUGACAUGCGUCAGAAGUCGGAGAGUGGUGAGCGGCGCCAGCUUCCAUUGGGACAACCCAUCCAAGAGACUCAAGAAAACAGAUGGGACACUACGGUGCAGCACUGUAAAAACAUUUGAACAGGAUUUUAGGAUGAGCUUCAGCAUCAUUCACUGAGUGCUGCUGCAGACACUGCAUCAACUGACGGUGGGCUCAAACAAGCCCCAAAGACUGCCUUCCACCUGCUCCAUGAAGACACUGCAAGCCUGUCCUUUCCUGCCAUGCAUGACUUCAAAUCACUUUGGCUUUUCUGUUUAGUUAGAAACUGAAUGUCGUAAAGUGGAGCUGCAAUCAAAAGUACACCACAAUCAAAUGUGAAUCCCACAUCCUCCAUGCUUUCUAUUUCAAUUCAUCCAGUGUUAUGUUAGCUCAACUUUGUUUUAUCCAUGUUGUUGAGGAACACUGUAACGACGAUGGUGUCGCAUUAAAACUUGCAGCCUUUAGUUUGGCUGAAGCCAUGCUCUCCUGGAAAUCCUAAA
Oryzias melastigma (Indian medaka) is the source of this 3557-nucleotide messenger RNA. Its product is annotated as collagen alpha-1(IX) chain. The record is from RefSeq and is a predicted model, not a curated record. The transcript is spliced from 37 exons. NCBI's taxonomy places the organism in Eukaryota, Metazoa, Chordata, Actinopteri, Beloniformes, Adrianichthyidae. The coding region runs from base 149 to 2998 and encodes 949 amino acids.